This is a messenger RNA of Mandrillus leucophaeus (drill), 5138 nucleotides long. RefSeq names its product centrosomal protein 162kDa (gene CEP162). Gene Ontology annotation, cellular component: axonemal microtubule; centrosome; centriole. Gene Ontology annotation, biological process: cilium assembly. The transcript has 27 exons. The coding region runs from base 116 to 4315 and encodes 1399 amino acids. Lineage: Eukaryota; Metazoa; Chordata; Mammalia; Primates; Cercopithecidae. The record is from RefSeq and is a predicted model, not a curated record.
GACAACUGGCUGACCCGCACAGACCUUCCGGGAAAGCGCGGAAUUGGGAGGCAGAGUGUUUCCAAUGUUUGAGAUACUUUAGAAUGUUUACUUUGGGAGGUCAAAAUUGUUGACUAUGGCUAACUAUUCCCAAGAAGAGCUAGAUGAAGAGUUUGAACAGUUUAUGAAAGAGCUUUCAGAUGAUUCUUUUGAAAAUUCAGACAAAACAGCUAGACAAUCUAAAAAAGAAAUGAAGAAGAAAGAUACAGUGCCUUGGUGGAUAACUGAAGAUGAUUUUAAAGAUGAUGGACAGCUUGGAACAAAUGUGAGCUAUUUGAAAACAAAGAAGAAUUCUCAACCUGUUAUGGAAAUAGAAGAGGAGUCUGCUGAAAAGAUUCAAUUUCUUAAGAGCAGUGGAACCUCUCUCUUAAGUACUGAUAGCUUAGAAACAAAUGAACUAGUAGUUUCUGAGCUCAACCAUAGUAUUCUCGGAGUGGGAUUGGACACAUUAGAAGAACAAGAGGAGAAAGAACAAUUUUUUGCCAGGCUUGAGAAGGGCUUGACAUCUUCCAUUGAUUAUUCGAGAUUAAAUAAGGAAUUGGAUUCUAAUGACUCUACACAUUUUAAAGCUUUACAUAGUAAUCAAGCUAAUGUAGAACUAACUGAUGACGAACAUGAGAAUGAAUCAAAACAUGAAGAACUGGCAGAAAAUUACAGUGAUGAUUUUGAAGAUGAGUAUGUUGGUGCACCGUUGACUACUAAAGAUGAAGAGAUGCCUUCCAAAGAGAAUUCCAAAUCAGAAAAAAUAAGUGUACCCAAACAGGAAGAAGAAAAAACUGGCAUGCUAGCUAAUGUUGUGCUGCUUGAUUCACUAGACUCUGUUGCAGAGAUCAAUCUUGAUGAACAAGAUCAAAUAACACCUAAGCCAAGGGGCCUACCAGAAAUGACUGAGAAUGAAAUGACAGGAACAGGUGUUUCCUAUGGGCAAAGCAGUAGUGAUGUUGAAGCCCUACAUCAAGCUUAUUGUCAUAUAGCCCAUUCAUUGGGAGAUGAAGACAAACAAAAAAUUGAUAGUAAUACAAUGGAAGAUAUCAAGAGCUCAGUGAAAGGUCAUUCUCAAGAAAAUGAAGAGAAUUCAAAAAACAUCUCUACUAUGGAAUCCGAUCUGCCCACAGUAGAGGAGCUGAUGAAACCUAUCAGAAUAGAUUCCUUUGGGGUCAGUGGUUUUGAUUUACAACCUGUGAGCUCUGAGAAAGUGGCCGAAAGUAAAGAAACUGAAUUUGUUAACUCUUUACCCCUGAAGAUGAACCCAAAUAUUAUGUCUCAAGACUCACAACAUGUGAACCAUUUUUUUGACAAAAACGAGAAUGUGAUUUUACAAAAGACCACAAAUGAGAGUAUGGAAAACAGCUGUCCACAAGUAACUGCCACAGAAGAACAUGUUGAUAAAAUGUACCUUAAUAUUUUGAGGAAAAAAAUAUCUGUUAAUUCUUCAUCAUUAUCUCAGGAUGACAAAAUUAAUAAAACUUACAGAUCUCAACUUAGCUCUGAAGAAGGGGCUGUAAUGGGUAAACAGGUACCAUACAAGAAGGCCAGAAGUGCACCUCCUUUACUUAAAAGGAAACCCCAUCGUGGAUUAUAUGCAUCAGUUAGGAGCUCAGGCUAUGGCAAACCCAGUUCACCACUCAAGAUGUUUUCUACUCUUGAAAAUAAAACUUCAGGGGACAUUAUAAAAAGCAAAAACUUGAGAUCGAUUUCCACCUCUAAUCAACCUAGGAGAAAAGAAAUCUUAUCUGGAACAAAACUCAUCAAGCCUGCAGCUUUGGAUAAAGCAGCUCCCAAAACUGAAAGUUGCCUGGUUACUCCUAAGAAGUCUGAAGAUCCCACAGAAACUGAUUCCUGUAUUCAGUUUCAGACUGAUUCCUUAGGAUACUGUGGUGAGAACAAGGAGGAGGAAUUACUUAUGUUUAAAAGAGUUCAGGAAGCAGAGGAAAAAUGGAGGGGUGCACAAGCCCUAAUUGAGCAAAUUAAAGCCACAUUCUCAGAAAAAGAGAAAGAACUAGAAAAUAAGUUGGAAGAACUAAAGAAACAACAGGAAAAAGAACUCUUCAAAUUGAAUCAAGAUAAUUAUAUUCUUCAAGCCAAGUUAAGCAGCUUUGAAGAAACAAACAAAAAAACAAGGUGGUUACAUUUUGGAGAAGCAGCUGAUCCUGUCACUGGAGAAAAAUUGAAGCAAAUCCAAAAGGAAAUACAAGAACAAGAGACACUUCUUCAAGGAUAUCAACAGGAAAAUGAACGAUUAUAUAAUCAAGUAAAAGAUCUCCAAGAACAAAACAAGAAAAAUGAGGAGCGAAUGUUUAAGGAAAACCAGAGUUUAUUGAGUGAGGUAGCUUCCUUAAAAGAACAGAUGCACAAAAGUCGUUUUCUGUCUCAAGUAGUUGAAGAUUCAGAGCCCACAAGAAACCAGAAUUUUACAGACCUGUUAGCAGAACUACGGAUGGCACAGAAAGAAAAAGACAGUUUAUUGGAAGACAUCAAAAGACUGAAACAAGACAAACAAGCUCUUGAAGUAGACUUGGAAAAAAUGAAGAAAGAGAGGGACCAAGCCAAAGAUCAGAUUGCUUAUGUCACAGGUGAAAAAUUAUAUGAAAUAAAAAUUUUAGAAGAAACACAUAAACAAGAAAUCAGUCGUCUGCAAAAAAGAUUACAGUGGUAUGCUGAAAAUCAGGAACUUCUGGAUAAAGAUGCACUUCGGCUUAGAGAAGCAAAUGAGGAAAUUGAGAAACUCAGACUUGAGAUUGAGAAACUGAAAGCUGAAUCUGGGAAUCCAUCUAUUCAGCAGAAGAUACGCUUAAAAGAUAAAGCAGCAGAUGCCAAAAAAAUUCAGGAUCUGGAGCGACAAGUUAAGGAAAUGGAAGGGAUUCUGAAGAGAAGAUAUCCCAAUUCUUUACCUGCAUUAAUAUUGGCUGCAUCAGCAGCUGGUGAUACAGUGGAUAAAAAUACAGUAGAAUUUAUGGAGAAAAGGAUAAAAAAGCUAGAAGCUGAUCUGGAGGGCAAAGAUGAAGAAGCAAAGAAAAGCCUUCGUACCAUGGAACAGCAGUUUCAGAAAAUGAAGAUUCAGUAUGAACAAAGACUAGAGCAGCAGGAGCAGCUACUUGCCUGCAAAUUGAAUCAACAUGACUCUCCCAGAAUUAAAGCACUAGAGAAGGAACUUGAUGACAUUAAGGAAGCCCAUCAAAUCACUGUAAGAAACCUUGAAGCCGAAAUAGACAUUCUUAAACAUCAGAAUGCUGAAUUAGACGUCAAGAAAAAUGAUAAAGAUGAUAAAGAUUUUCAGUCUAUAGAAUUCCAGGUGGAACAGGCUCAUGCUAAAGCUAAAUUAGUAAGACUCAAUGAAGAACUGGCUGCAAAAAAGAGAGAAAUACAAGACCUUUCAAAAACUGUGGAGAGGCUUCAGAAAGAAAGAAGAAUGAUGCUAUCAAAUCAGAACUCUAAGGGCAGAGAGGAAAUGUCUGCCAAAAGGGCAAAGAAAGAUGUUUUGCACUCAAGUAAAGGGAAUGCUAACUCCUUCUCUGGAACCCUGGACAGCAAGCUUUACCAACCACAUACUUUCACUGAUUCCCAUGUUUCAGAAGUUUUACAAGAAAACUACAGAUUAAAAAAUGAGCUAGAGGGAUUAAUUUCAGAGAAGAAUGAGCUGAAGGUGAAAUCUGAAGCAGCAAUCAAUCAAUUUGAAAACUCCAUGAGAAGGGUCAAGGAAGAUACUGCAGCAUAUGUUGCAUCCCUCAAAGCAUCUCAUCAGAGAGAAAUAGAGAAACUCCUUUGCCAAAAUGCAGUAGAAAAUUCUUCUUCCAAAGUAACUGAACUAAAUCGUAAAAUAGCAACUCAAGAGGUACUUAUAAGACAUUUCCAAAGUCAAGUUAAUGAGCUGCAGAGUAAACAAGAGUCUCUUGUAGUUUCUCAAGUUCGAGAAGAAAUUCUACAGAAAGAGGUUACAAAACUCUUAGAAGAAUUGAGAGAAGCCAAAGAAAACCAUACACCAGAGAUGAAACAUUUCGUGGGCUUAGAAAAGAAAAUUAAGCAGAUGGAAAUGAGACAUGCACAAAGAGAACUGGAACUUCAACAGAUAAUACAGCAAACACACCAAGCAGUGGAAACUGAGCAAAACAAAGAAGUUGAAAAAUGGAAAAGACUGGCACAGUUAAAGAAUCGUGAGCUGGAGAAGUUCCGCAUAGAACUAGACUCAAUAUUAGAUGUUCUCCGAGAGCUGCACCGGCAAGGGGUGGUUGUGCCAGUUGCUUUUGCAGAUGAAGUGAAUGCACCAGAGUAUUCCUAGAAACUCAGAUUUCAUAAUGACCUUAUUAAAAGGCCUAAAAAAUGGAUGGGAUUGUGCCACUGCCAGGACAGCUUAUGAAAAACAAGUGUUCCAGUAUGUUUCCAGAAAGCAAACAACCAAAGCAGCAUUUCAAAAUAAAUUGCCUUUAACCAAUAAAAACAUAUCAUGGUGUAUUUUACUAAAAAUCAUUAACCAGUCACAUUUUAAGUGAUUUAUGGACAGGUUCCUUUAUAGCCGAGAAGGUCUCACUUGUAUGCUAGAAAUAGAAAGAAAAGAAAAUUGAACAUACUGUGCCACAUUUUUAUUGAUAAUGUGGGAUUUUUUUAAUUUUUAUUUUAGAUCCAGGGGAUAUAUGUGCUUGUUGUAACAUGGGUGUAUUGAAUAAUGGUGGGAAUUGGGCUUCUAGUGUACUCAUCACCUAAAUAUUAAACACUGUACCCAAUAGGUAAUUUUUCAACCCUUACUGCCCCUCACACUCUUUACCCUAUUGGAGUCCCCAGUGUCUAAUCUGCAUCUUUAUGUCUGUGUAUACCCAUUGUUUAGCUCCUACUUUUAAGUGAGAACAUAUGCAAUAUUUUAUUUUUUACUUCUGAUUUAGUUCACGUAAGACAAUGGCCUCCAGCUCCAUCCAUGUUGCUGCAAAUGACAUGAUUUCAUUCUUUUUUAUAGUUGCAUAAUACUCCAUUUAUAUGUAUCUCUAUAUAUCUCUCUCUCUCACGUUUUCUUUAUCCAGUCAGUUGUUGGUAGAUACUUAAGUUGGUUCCAUGAACUUGCUGUUGUAAAUAUUGAUGCAAUAAACAUACAUGUGCAGAUAUCUUUUUUA